This is a messenger RNA of Orussus abietinus, 13509 nucleotides long. RefSeq names its product RB1-inducible coiled-coil protein 1 (gene Atg17). Gene Ontology annotation, cellular component: phagophore assembly site membrane; Atg1/ULK1 kinase complex; extrinsic component of membrane. The transcript has 13 exons. Gene Ontology annotation, biological process: piecemeal microautophagy of the nucleus; glycophagy; autophagy of mitochondrion. The coding region runs from base 1382 to 5782 and encodes 1466 amino acids. Lineage: Eukaryota; Metazoa; Arthropoda; Insecta; Hymenoptera; Orussidae. Gene Ontology annotation, molecular function: molecular adaptor activity; protein kinase binding. The record is from RefSeq and is a predicted model, not a curated record.
GCCCGAUCAGCCGGAUCGCCGCAGUAAACAGCUGGCGACGCGUAUGUCAAGAGCGCGCGCGCGCUAGAGAGGAGAGAGAGACGGAGCAUCGAGAUGUCGAGCGCGAGCGGGCCGCGCUAGUUGCCUUCCUGCCGGGGAAACGGGGAAUACGAGAGUCGACAGCUGUGCUCGGUUCGACCUCUCGCAGGCCGAGUCCCUCUACGACGCCAUCGCCGACCCGAGGCGCGUCGCGUCGAUCCCAAGCACUCGAGUCCUUUGUCUCUCGGAGGGCGCACGCCAGCGGCGCAGCCGAAGCCGUCGACGCGACGCGCCGUGAGCGUCGCCGUCGUCGAGGAUCGAGGUUAGGUCGUCCCGAGACCGCGGCCCGAAGUCGCCCUUCGAGGGGAGCUCGACCCGAACUCCGGGAGACGAGGCCACUCGAGGAAGACGACGCCGCGACCAAUCGCGGCCCGCCAAGGGACGCCGCAACCAAUCGGGGACGAGGAUCGCCGGCUACAGGGGAAACUCGCGGAGGAGGAUAACGGACCUCGAGAAAGCGCUUUGUUUUGGCGAGCAGCUGAUCGAGCGUCGCUCACGGCGAAGGGGACGCGAGGUUAGGUCACCGUCGAACCUGAUCGCCCGGAGAACCUGGACGGGAGGCGAGCUGUCCGGCCGAACUCAGGAGAGCGAGCAGGAGCAAGGUUAGGAGGACCAGACCGAGGAUUAAAUGUUGCGGGAGAUAGAGGGGAGAAACUGGACGGGAAGGCAGUUACAGGACUGACGGGUGAAACCUUCGAUAAGGGUUGUCUGGAAAUGUACUUUUAGAAGGGAGAUCGGGAUGAAAUACAUAGUUCCUUGAAAGAGAGACAGGAGUUAAGGCAUUUCAUUGGACAUCCUGGGGAGGAACGAGGAAGUUGCGAGACGUCGCAUGCUCGGUCGAUUCCUUCAUGCAAGGGAAAUCGUUAACAAAGAAACGUCGAGUCCUUCGAGGGGUUGCUCUGUGAAACCCAAGCAACUCUUGGAAACCUCUGAGUUUGAUAAUCGUUGGUGACUCGAAGAGGCCAAAACUACGGUUACUACGCCGAGGGAGCAAUCGUUCCACGAUCUGAAUGAAACUUGCUACCGAUCUCCAAGAUCCGGGAGAAGGACCGACCGACGUUUUCGAAGUGGAGAAGAGGCGGCCAAAAGUUUGCUGAUAAAUGAGGCCCAGAUCAACGGGGGCCGUCCUCGCGAGCUGUGGAAUCCGUGGGGUACGGCCCCGAUCAAGCUGACUACCAGAGACCGAAGAAGCCGUGUCGUCGACGAACGGUAGGAGGACAUCCGGAUGCCGGUGUCGACCCACAGGAGAGGUGCUUCCUUACGGCAGUAUUUUCAAAGGCGCUGAAGCUCGACCGGCUUAAAGAUGCUGUACAUAUUUCACGUGGACACUGGCACCACCAUCACCUUCGACAUAAAGCUUGCACUGCAAAGCGUCUCCCAGCUGAAGGAAGCGAUCGAGAGGGAAUGUGGAGUCGUGGCUGCUCAUCAGGUUCUGCUGAUGAGCGGAGGCGAGAGCCUGGAACCCAACGCUCGCGUUUGCUCCUACUCGGCAGGGACUGACACCAAUCCGAUCUAUCUCUUCAGCAAAGCAGCCAUCGAGAGCCAUCAUCCACCCACGCCCAGCAUAGACUACGGCUCCGAUGUCGACCUUCAGAGUCAGAUCGACGCGUCGCUGGCGAUGCCCGCGACCUACCACACCCUGGUCGCAAGGGCUCAGCUUGCUCAGCAGUGCUGCGGCUUGGCGAGGGAGCAGACCAGGAUCUGCGAGAGAUUGGUCCACGAUCAGCAUCUCCAGCAGCAAGGAUGGGCGGCGGUGGUCGCCAACCUCGAAGACAUCACCCAGAUGUUCCAGUCGAGGGCCGAUCUCCUCCACCAGAGUUUCUCCCUCUACCUCGCCGAGAGGCAGCAGCACAUGGAGCUCCUCGACAACUUCAGCAACGAUCUGGGCACCCUGUCGAAGAUCCCCAUUCUGCCCGCUUUGCGAGCCCAGGCCGAGGGAUUCCUCAGCCUUGAAGAGAUGCCCUCGGAGGAGGAGAGCCCUAGCAGCGACAAGGUGCUCAGCUUGCUGAAGUGGAUCUCCGCCAAGGACAACCAGAGCAGUUUGGAGCAGGUCGCGGAGCAGUGUUCCAGGGGUCUGGAGCAGUUCGACGAGCGCGUCAUGGAGGCCCUGAAGACGGAGGUGAACGCGGCGGUCGAGGCGGCGAACAAGCAGGACAUGAAAGAGAUCAAGGGCCUGGGGGAGCGCCUUUUCGCCCUGGAGCAACUGAUGGCGCAGACAAAGAAGCUGGUCCAGGAGCAAGGCGAGCUCGCCCAGGGGUUCCUGCAGAACCAGAACCGCGCGAAUAAUCUGGGAGACGCGAGCGUUCUGCCGGAUCUCUGCAUGUCCCACCGUCGUCAGCUUCUCGUCAUGCUGCAGAACCACAACCAGCUGCGCGACAUCAGGCGCAGGUGCACCAAGGCCAAGGAGGAGCUCUCGGUGAACAUCUACCACAGGCUGAAGUGGAUCACGUACGUGGAGAACAAGAUGAUGGAGGUCGACGGAAAGCUGGUCAUGUACCACGAGAGCCUGAAGCGCCUCAGGCGACACCUCGAAGUCCUUCAACAGAUACACCUAGCUCCGCAAAUGUACAUGAACGCGGUCGCCGAGGUCGUCAGACGGAGGAUCUUCUCCCAGGCGUUCCUGGUCUGGGCUAGCAAUCUCGCCUGCCAGCUCCUGACCGUGCACAGCGACGAGCUGGCCAGGAGACGCGAGUUCCAGAACAAGUUCGAGGGCCACUUCCUGAACACCCUGUUCCCGGGCCUUGAGGACACUCCUCCGCCAUUCGCCACCCAAGCUCCGUCCGUCUUCGACGCCGACUUGCCUAAGCUCACGGUGGAAGACAUGAACUCCCUCAAAGAGCAGAUCCCGGACCUCGCGCUGGCGCUGUCGGCGCCAGACCUGGACGGCAUCACCCGGUUCUUCCUGUCGAAGAGUCUCACCGAGGACGGAAGCGAGGACAAGAAGGACAAGAACACCGACGAGGCCGCCAAGGACCAGGAACGAGAGGGCCCGCCGACACUUGGGGACCGCGGCGGCUUCGAGUCGGAGACCGACACCGAGGAGUUCGAGAAGAUCAGCCAGGCCACGGCGGACUCGAAGCUGACCUCCUACGAGAGCGGGAAGCAGCGUCGCCAGAAGCCUUUGGAGGUUGGUCGAUCAUCGUCUCCCUCCUCAUCCACCUCGACUAACGCCUCGCCGAUCAGCUCGAAAAUCGCCGACCCUUGUCUGAAUCGUUCCUCGUCGUCGAGCGAGCCCGGCUCCUUCCAUUUCCCCAGCCUCUCCGGGGAGCGCCCUACGCAGCUGAGCCCGCUGGCCGAGUGCGCCGAGAACCCGGAGGCCUCCUCCAGGGCUAACGACCGCUCGCGAACCCGCCAGAACCCGACACCCUCCUCUACGUUUCCUCCCAACCGAAACCCGGACCCAGUUUCCACGACUCGACCCGUGUGCGACGGCGAGCAGCUUCGCCAGGGACGCGCUUCCGGUAGCCCCGGUAGCAGCCCGGGGGUCUCCAAUGCUGCCGACUUCGUAGGCACCGAGUUUUACAUGGACGAGUCUCUGCCCAGCAGCCUCAGCGAGCACCCUGAGGACUCGCAACACCAGGCUAUCUUUUCUCUUCUUCAGGAGAAUCUCGGCAACACCCGUGGGGAAGUGGAGCGUCUUCAGGGUCUCCUGAGGACGACUAAGGCCGUGGCUUGCGAAACUCUGCCGGCUCUUCGGGAGGAGCUCGCUGCCAUCAGGGAAAGUACCAACCUGGAAAGGAAGAACUUCAACGAGAUGGUAGAGAAGAUCCGAAGAGCUCUGGAUAUACAAUCGGAGGAGUGCAUGUGGGCUUUCCGGAAGUUCAAGCAAGACUUCAUCAUCGACCACGAGCGGGAACUGGAAGACCUGGAGGAGACCAUUCGAAGCCGCGAGGAGGAGAUCAGGACCAUGAAGCAGACCAUCCUGGAGAAGGACACGGAGUUGUCGGAGCAUCAGAGAAUGGUGGGCACUAUCAGACAGAAUUUGGAGGCCGAGCAGGCGGAGGUGCAGAAACUGCAGUCCUGUCUGGGGUCGCUGAACGUCGCCCUGGAGCAAGCCAAGGAGGACAAGAUCAACGCCAUCAAGGAGGCCAACGAGGCACACAUCGUGGAGGUCUUCAAGCUUAAGGAGUCGCUCUUUCGCCGGUCGGAAAAGGUCCAGGAACUUGAGGCCAGCCUGGUUGCUGCGCGGGCGGACCAGGAGAAGAUGGUCAAGGAAGCCACCGACAAGCUGUUGAUAGAUUAUAAGCUCGAGGUGCCGACCAUCCUCAGCAGAUUCAAGCUCAUGGAGAAGAGCUUUAACGAGGCUAGCAUGGAUAAGAUGGAGCGAUCUGACGUCAUCGAACGGGCGAACCACGAGGCCAUUAUCGCGCAGUUAAAGGAGGACAUGAACACCGAGAAGUCGCAAGCCAUCGUGGCGGCGAUCGAGAAGGAAAGGAGCAAAUGCGCCGCCAAGUUGGAUCACGAGCUGAAAAUCGCUAGGGAGAGAAACGACGCCGAGAGGCAAGCCAUCUUGAACCAGGCGGUGAUGAGCGCCGCCGAGGAGAAAGAUCGCAUGGAUCUCCAGGAAUUGAGGGUGACUACUCUGACGGAGGAGUGCGAGAAAUACAGGGAUACCAUCAGACGGCUCACGGAGUCCGAGAGCUUGAUGAAACAGAGUCUAGGGAAAAAGAUCAAGUCCCUGGAGGCGGACAAGCUGCGGCUGGAGUCCAAGAUGGCGGCCGAGUGGAAGAUCCUGGAACAAAGGGAGAGCCGCAUCCGAGAAUUGGAGGCGGAAAGAGGGAGACUCCGACAAGUGUUGAGCGAGAAGCGACAAAAGGCGAGCCAAGCUGGUCCUGGAUUGGAGGAGACCCUGAAGGGCCUGGGGGCAGAGAAGGACCAGGCAGAGCUGGAGAUGCACAGCAACAGCGACGAGGCCGAGGUCUCGGAAUCGAAGAAAGUGCGCCUGGAGGCCGCUGGUGACCCGGCUUGUCUCUCGAGGAAGCUCGAGGCCCUGGAAGCUGAUAAUAAGAGGCUGAAUGCCGAGCUGAAGAGCAUCCGAGAAGCCCAGGAGACCGCCGAGGCCAAGGUCAUGGCCCUGGAGGACGACAAGGUGCGCCUGGAGAUCGAGCUCGUGAAGGAGAGGUCCAGAAGGGACUUGGUCGCGGAUGGAACCCCGACUUCCGCCACCGAGGGUCGCGAUAAGGAGAUGAGCGCCUCCGUCUCGGUCAUCUUCGAGCCUUCCGUCAGCAAGGAACCCGCGAUUGGCUCGGAAUUAGCCCGAGGGGAGGACCCGGCAUCUGCUAGGAGCCACUUUUUCAUGUCGCCGAUUUUGGUCAAGGCGAUGGUCAGGAACAGGCUCGCCAACCUGCCCGAUUAUCUCUUCAGCUUCGGUCGCGUCAACUUCACUCGCUGCAAUCCUGGGGACAUCGUCUCGGUCUACUGGGACGCCCUACACGAGAAUUACACCAUUUUGCUGGACACCAUCACCCUCUACUUCAUGAACCCGGAGGCCAUGCCGAUGCUGGAACUCCAGGCCGUCCCGGGCGGGCCUCCAGUACGCCUCGCCACCAUCGGCGAGGUUGUCAGUAAGGAGUACUGCCAUGCCAAGAAGUCUGGAAAUCGGUACAAAGUGCCGCAAGGUACGAAGUUCUUCAGGGUUCGGUUGAAGCCGGUGACUGGAAACCUGGACCACAUCGAAGCGGUUUGCAGGAGCAUCGAGCAGUAAUUCGAGAAAUCGAUCAAGGAGGAAACCUCGUCCCUGGAGAAGGACCCUCUUCAGGAACUCGCGCCUGGAGGAGGCAGCUCGUCCCUCGCCCUGUAAGAAGCCCUGAAGAAGACGCUGGAGAGCCUCGACAAGGCGAGGGAGGGGAAGAGAAGUCUUCGUUCACUCUUCUGAUCCGGUCUCACGGUAUUUUGGAAAUCGCGCCGACUAUCGGUUACGCGAAGAACACCUCGAGAAGCACCUUGAAGACUGAUCAGGAGAGGAAACGUCGAAGGGACACGUAGAGGCGGAAAUUCGCGAGAACCUCGAUUGGUGGUCAUUCUUCAUUAUUUUGUUCUUAACUUUAAGAGUACAGUACAAUCCCGUUAUAACGCGAGCAAUUAUAUAGGGGAUGUAGAGAACAUUUUCUUUUUUUUUUUUUUUUAAUGUCGAAUUCUGUGGACCCAACUCACAAGCUCCGAUUCUUUGCCACUUGGAGUGGAGUCAUUCUAUCAUGCCACGAUUGAAUAUUAAAUUAUACCGCGAUUAAACGUUAAAUUGUACCGCGAGUAAACGUUAAAUUACACUGCGUGCGAUUGAUCGUCGAUUGACAAUCGAUCACCGGUUACUUCAGACCCGAUAUUUCUCUGAUUUACUAUUUUUUUUUAUCGUCGCAACAAGAGCACGCUGGUCAGUCCGAUCGUUGUCGGAGGUGCGUCAAUGUCCAAGUACUUGCAUACAUUAGACGGAUAUAAACGGUCUAAUUGUAGAGUACCGCUAGCUCACACUUCUAGGCCACUCGAGGGACCUGUUUAAUCGAAUUGGAGUUUGCAAGUUCCCCGGAAAGCGAGAAUUAUUUACCAUCCAACCGGUAGUGGAGAGCACCUCGUGGUAGCGUACUGUAAUCGGUCGAUGUAACUAGAGUAUGAUUGAAAUUACACCCAAGACCGCUCGAAUGAAUCUUGAUUUCCGUAAAGCGCUUCUAAGCGAGACCGACUUUGAGGGGAAUGUGAUUUUUUUUCUUUAAGUAGAGUUAAAGAGCGGAAUUUGUCCUUUCCGAACGUCUCGUCGAUGUUGAAAGGUACAAGCGAUUGCUUUCAUUUCGCUUAUCAGCAAUAUCUUGUCUAUUUCGAGGGUGGAUUAUUAUUUCAAAGGUUAAGAUCCAAGGCUAAGGUGUAAUGUAAAAUUCUAAAUCAAAAGUCGAUUCUUAAGUGGAGAUCGGUACUUUUCUCGCGUUUUUCGGGCUCGAGAUGAAACUGACGCGAGUUCUGCCGAUUUUAACCCGCGCCCGGACGUCAUAAAUCGUCUUCUGUGAGCAUCGUUUCGGUGACCUACGUUAUGCAACGUGAAAGAUAUAUAAAAGGAAAUGUCCUUACUCCAGAAUGAGCGUAUAGCUACGUUAUAACGAAGGCGUACUGUGCGCUGAAAUAUCUUGCGGUUAGUGUAACGAGUACACGAGGAACACCCGGUUGUGACGCCAUGGCCGAGGCCAACCGCGUGCGAGGCGUUUAAUUGUGAUAUAAAUAAUUUUUAAACGAGUGAAACAUAAUUGCCGAAUUGCUGUGGAUAGCUGUGACUGUAUCGCGAGAUUUCCAUUAUCCUCCUUCCCCCCCUCUAGAUUCUCCAAUUCGCGUUUCUCUCUCUUCUCUGCUCUGUAAACGCGAACACUUCGAUCUUUCCUCUCUGUCCUUUCCUCCUCUUCUUCUUCUUCUUCUCUAUCGUUUGUUUUUUCCUUUCUUUCCUUAGAGUCGAAAGGCUUUAGAAGUUCCCAUCCCUUUGUAAGGCCCAUCAUCCGUUUUCUCGCCGGAAGUUGACGAGGAAGACCUUGAAGAGGACGUUCCUUCGGCUCUUCUUCGUCGGCUUCUUCGCGCUGCUUUUAUGCACCACCUAGAGCAAGAGUUUAGUCGUAAGUUUUUUGCAGAAUGAAAUUGUAUGCUGCGAUAUGAGCGGGUUCGAUGGCGAGUCGAGCUUGGAUCAUCAUCGAAAAGGGGAAAAUCGGCGUUUUUGGCGACUUUCCCUUUGUUCGUCUAGCCGAUGAAAUUGUGACUUUUUCGAGAUUGAAGGCUCGGCUCGUUGGAGAGUCCGGUCUCCUCUGAAAGUAGAUUUACGUUUAGGCAAGUACCCGAGGAAAACGAGAGAAAAGUGGAAAAAAAAAGCGUCUCAUGAAAAGUAUACCGCGUACACGACACACAUCUACACCGGUAUAUAUGCGCGUAUGUAUAUACUGGGACCAUCACACACACACACACACACACCUACACGUUGAAGUGUGCAAUAUUCUCGCGUACGAGAUGUAUUCGUAAUGGUACCAUAGACCUUUAAGGUGAUCUUUUGUAAAAGCGAGGCUCCGCCGUGCAAUCGAUGGGAGAUAAUCAAUGGGGAGCUUCGACGAGCAGCUAGGAAAUUACUUUAAUACUUUCGCGCAAGGGAGCGCCUCGAUCGGUCCAGAUUUCGACAUAACGAAACGAUAUUUACAAGAAACGAAGGAAGAAAACAGAGGAAAAAAAACAAGUCUCCUGUAGAGCGCAAAGUACGUUUAAAAAGCUAUAAAUAGGGUGAAGGUUCGGUUUUUUCAGUUUAAAACAUGUAUUAUCCGAAACUACCGAGUUUCAUGACGGGGGCAUUUUUUUUUUGGAAAAUCACAAAACGUCUUUAGGUAGUCUGAUCGAGAUUUCGGCACGAUAAAGACAUAUUUACAAGAUGCCAAGAGAAAAAGAAAAAUAAGUCUCCUCUAGAGCGGAGACUUUAGGCCGCGGAAAAGUCUGUAAAAAAAAAAAAAAGAAACUGUAAAUAAGAUGAACCUUCAAUUUUUUACGGUUUAAAAAAUGUAUUUUGUUGAAACUAGGGAAUUUCAUAAUGGAGGCAUUUAUUUGGAAAAUCGCAAAAAUCUGGACCGAGAGAGCGUCCCUUCACGCUCAUUUUUUGUAUAUACGUAUACGUGUAUUUCGAGAGCACCGCUUGAGUCGUUUCUUCUCUUCGACUGAUCUCUCGACAGCGCCAAUUCGACGAGUUUGUCUUUCAUGUUCUGACGCGAGAGGAUUUCUUUUCCUUUUUUUUUUUUUUUAGCGAUGUGUAAAGCGCAGACGAAUGACUUAGUCCCCGUUGAGGUGGUCGGUUUGCGAUGAAAUUAUUAUAAUUCCGGUCCUCGCAGCGAAAGAGAGCGAAUUAUAAUUUCGCAGGCUUGAUCCUUCUCUAGGGUCCAAUCGGAGGCGGUCAUUGCCGAUUUAGAUCCUCGCCUCGGAUCAAGCGAUUAACGAUCGAUUUGCGAUCGGGUUUCGAUCCCUCCAUCGAUCGUCGAGAACAUCUCAAGAAGCUGCGAGGACGACGCAAAAUUUAUUAUAUAUAUAUAUAUAUCUCCUCGUUUCCUGACGAUGGAUCCUUCGCGAAGUCUCAACGGGACUGCUUUGUGAUUUUAUAUGCAAAAAUUGGAAAGAAAGAGAACCGAAAAAAAAAAAAUGAAAAAACGUAAGAUUAACGGAAGAAGACGAAGAGACGCGACCUGGCGUCGACCGUAAUUGCGAAAGUCAGGAAGCGGUGGAGCGGCCAUUGUUGCUGCUUUUGCGAUUUCUCGCUGUUAAUUAUUUAUACGGCGACACCGGGCGUUGCGACCUUUGCGUGGCGCGCGCACGCGCGGUCGCCCCGAAUCGAUGAAUUUUUUUUAUUCCCGAUCGAAGAGCUCGAUCGACCCCUGGAAAAAUAUCCCACGGCACGAGAAGACGCUCUCGCGUAUGUGGAAAAAUUCUCGCCUCCUUCGAGCUGGUCCUUCGGUCCAUAUUAAUUGAAUUCGCCGGACGCGUGCGCGCGCGCUCGGUACGUAGGAUUUAAUUGUAAAGAUUUCUUUUUAUACACUGCGAUCGGUGACCAUACACGGUCGAGAAUCGGCGAGCCGAGACCUCUUUUCUCGAAUUAUCCCCGGAAAAUGGCUCUUUGAAAGACCGUUUUUUUUUUCCCUAUUUGUUUAGAUUUUUCGGAGGGAUUCGAGGGAGGAAAAUAAUUCCCGGCUCGUCUUCCACUGAGGGAUUCCCGAUAGGAUUUUUUAGUACGACUCCUGAACGCCCUCGUGUCAACCUCGAGGGCCUUCUACGGUAUUACUAUGAUUAAGCUACUCUACUAUUAUUAAUUCUUAAUUAUCAUUAAUUAUUCUCAUUUCAGCGAGCCACGUGCUCGCUUAGUAUCUCGUACGAUUAGCUGUGAUUAGUGUAGAGCCCUUAUUGGAGUCUCCGUGUGAUCUGUUUCCCAGAACGUCGAGGAGCGUUAUUCGGCAGCCGUCAAAUUCCCGGCACGGCCAUGCGUCGAUUCCUGGACAAUGUUCCAAACGCGUCCUUAGAGUCAUUCGGGAAUUUAAAUCGAAGUCCUGAAAUGAAAAACUAGGAAAUAAAAUAGAGGAGGAAGGAAGUCGAGCGACGAGGUCCUCCGUCCGCUUUCUGAGGAUAAUCUUGCAUGUCGGACGGAAGAAAAAAAAAAAAGAAGGAGAAAAAAGUGUCUAGUUAUCGAAAAUUCCCCGGGUAUCUCGACAUGCGCAUAUUUUUUUACGGAUUUUAGCCUUUCGACGAAUUUUUGGGCGUUUUACAGUCUCCAGCGGAAACGAGGAGGACUCUCUCGCGUUCGACGUCGCUUCCUCUCUCUCUAUCUCUUGCAAAAAAAAAUCCAUACAAAUUUCUAAAGUAUCAGGACAUGAUUUUCGAGUGUUUUCCAAGGAUCUGAAAUUAAAGCGAGGAUCGCACAAGUCUAGAAAUCGGCGCACUCGGUGUAUAGAAUCGCUGUCGAGAACGUCUUCGUCGUCCAUAUCCUUGAUAUAUCCUGGGUGGCGAGGGUCCUUCGUCCCGAGGAGGUCCUUGCUCCCCCCCCCCCCAGGACCCCAGUAAAUAAUUCUUAGACCCGUAGACCUCCAGAGCCUCGUUCUAGACCAUAGAGCCCCGAAAACUCGGUUUUCCGAAUCAAUCGUCAAGGAUAUCGGCAGGAUCACAUUAAGUAAAAUCAACUUUCUCCCCGUAAAAGAGAGGAUCCUUGAUCCUGGAAAUUUGGAGAAACAGGGACCGGCCUUUUCCGCCCUCUGACGCCCUGAAGAUCAAUUACUUAAUUCAUUUCCACCCCCUAAUCGUCCCCUUUAAAGGAUAUACCCUUAUCUCUUUAUUCUUCCCUACUCCCCUCUAGGCUAAGACUUAUCGAUCGCCACGAUUUUUCGAGUCUUCAUCCGAUCGAUCGGCGAUCGAUACUCCCCGCUACGAUUGCCCGAAGUCGUUCUUUAUAUGGUGGCCACGAACACUUCGGCAAGGCCCGGCCGGACUCCGGUGGAGUUUCCAUAAAUUAAUUCGCACGUUCUUUGGAAGAGGGAAAAGCAAAAAUCGUAAAAUCGACGAGCGAGAUAAAUGUGAUAGCGCUGUGAAGAAAAAAAAAUUUUUAAAUGUCCUCGAUCGACCGCGAUCGCGAAUGAUAAAACCUAUCUGUGUCGAUUUUCGAUUUCUUUGCUUUUCUUUUUGCGGGUAUUUCGGCGACCAAGCACACACACACACUUUAUGUAUUCCCAUGUAUACACGUGGAAGCGAUCGUGCCUGAUAUAUGGGGUAUCGUUAAAUAUCGAUUUCCCGAUUUCGCGGAUUAAUCGAUAUAUGCGAAAAUGGGAAGUCAAAGGAGACGAAGAGGUCCGGCUGGGCAAAAAUCGGCCAGCGGCGUCGACGAUCGAUGAAGCGACUUUCGAUUGAUGCACAGCACCGUGGAAAUGGAAAUUUAGCCGAACCUAGGGACCUAUUUCUGUAUAAAUACCGAUAACUGUGAGCCUAGAAUGUGGCCGGACACCGUGCAGGAUCUCUAGGUGGCACAUAAGUGCACGCAAGUGCAGGACAAGUGCACGGUAUGAAUGGGAGCAUGUAAUUACAAGGAUUGCCGCACGUUACCUGGGACAAUUAGGGAUGCACUUCUUAUCCCUCGAUCUCACCCACUAUGCUAGAUAGUAAGACUCACGAUAUUUAUAGCGAAAUUUAACGAGCAACUGCAUAAUGUGUACCGAGCGCACUUGCGACGUGCAUAAAGGGGCUUGGAAGUGCAUCCGAUUACUUCAGGGAAUGUCGAGACGUGCGGGUAAUCCGGUGCAUGAUUUUUAACGUUAGGAUGAAUAAUAAAGCGCCCGGGGGUCUUUUUUGGAAAUUGCCCGAAAUCGCGGGGAUUUUGAUUUUUUUCGAGUUUGAGGGGCGAGAGAGGGAAGAAAAAAUAUAUGUAUACAGGGAACGCGAAGUCGCGCUGCACGGGAGUUCCGAAUAGCACGAAUUUGUACAUCCGUCUAGCACGAAGGAGUAGCCUAAGUAGGAAUAUUAAUACAUUAAAGCAGUCACGAGAUACGUCAUUAAGAUGUACGCACACACAGGAAGGCGCGGCUUCGUCCCUGAAUUGAAUAUACAGAAUAUUAUGCGCUAGAGUAAAAAGAAAGAGGGACACCCCGGUCAGCCAUUGCACUCGGAGAGGAGCUUUCUAAAGAAAUAAAUAGAUAUAAAGAUAUUACCAUGUUUCCACCCUUCAAAAGGAGGGAAAAAAGGGAGCCGAAGAAGCCCUCAAGAGCGAUUUUCCGAGCGCGCUGGCCGAGGGAAAUAAUUAAAAACUAAUAGACAAACGCGGUAGGCCAUUGCACUCGGAGAGGAGCUUCCUAAAGAAAUAAAUAGAUAUAAAGAUAUUACCAUGUUUCCACCCUUCAAAAGGAGGGAAAAUAAGGGAGCCGAAGAAGCCCUGAAGAGCGAUUUUCCGAGCGCGCUGGCCGAGGGAGAUAAUUAUAAACAAAUAGAUAAACGCGGUAGGCCGUUGCCCUCGGAGAGGAGCUUCCUAAAGAAAUAAAAAGAUAUAAAGAUAUUACCAUGUUUCCACCCUUCAAGAGGAGGAAAAAAGGGACCCGAAGUAGCCCUGAAGAGCGAUUUUCCGAGUGCGCUGGCCGAGGGAGAUAAUUAUAAACAAAUAGAUAAACGCGGUAGGCCGUUGCCCUCGGAGAGGAGUUUCCUAAAGAAAUAAAAAGAUAUAAAGAUAUUACAUGUUUCCACCUUUCAAGGGGAGGAAAAAAGGGACCCGAAGAAGCCCUGAAGAGCGACUUUCCGAGGUGCACUCGACCGAGGGAGAAAAUUAAAAAGUGAAGUCGAAGUCUCCGCGUUUUUCAUUUCAUGGUUUUCCACGAUCCUGCACGGUGCGACGCGGAUAAUAAUUAGAAUUAUAUUUUUUAAUUUGGAAUUUCCUCCGCAUCUUGUAUUUAUCCUGUAUCCUCGGACGAAGAGGGUCGGUCCUCGGGUCUCCAGGGGAGAGAGAGAGAGAGAGAGAGAGCAAAUCUCGAUUUCGAUUUAGCGAUCUCCUCGAUAGCGACGAAGCCUCGAUAAGGAACACCGGGAGUUUUAUUUUCUUUUCCUAGAUUAAGGGCGAGAUCUGUCGAAGAUGACGAAAUUCCGUCUUUCCGCGUAGGGGUUAGGUUAGGUUCCGCGUCGCGAUUCGAGGCUAAGGAGGGAAGAGAGGAGGGCCGAAGAGAGGCCCGAGAUCCCGCGGGAAGAGGAGAAAAUACGGGAUCCGGGACGCGUCUUUGGGCCGAUCUUUUCAGCCCUUUACUUUGCCCCAUUCGGAGACGUCUCGCGAUCUGGCGACCGAGAGAGGGACAGAUGCAAGGAAAGGGAGGAGGAGAGAGAGAGAGAACACACCGCUACAAAUACGCCUGUAUCUCUGCAUAACGAGUUAUGGAUUUGUGAUCGUCAGGAAUAUCUGUUGCGAAAUAAAGAGUCCAAUCGAGG